Molecule: messenger RNA, 468 nt
Organism: Merops nubicus (carmine bee-eater)
Lineage: Eukaryota; Metazoa; Chordata; Aves; Coraciiformes; Meropidae
Product: D-beta-hydroxybutyrate dehydrogenase, mitochondrial-like
Source: RefSeq, a predicted model, not a curated record
GCUGAAGGGAAGGAGGUGCUAAUAACAGGCUGUGACAAAGGAUUUGGGCAUGCCUUGGCAAAACAGCUUCAUGCAAAGGGAUUUACUGUUUUUGCUGGGUGCUUGCUCUUGGAUGAAGAUGGAGAAGGAGCCAGGGAGCUGAAGAACAUGAAGUCAGAUCUCAUGAAGGUGCUACAGAUGGAUGUGUGCAGUGACCAGGAGGUGGCUCAGGCCGUGGACUUUGUGAAGAGGACCCUGAAAGAGUCAGAGGAAGGUCUGUGGGGCCUGGUGAAUAAUGCUGGCAUCUCAGCCUUCGGAGAGGUGGAAUUUGCAAGUUUGGACAUCUACAAGAAGGUGGCAGAGGUCAACCUGUGGGGCACCGUGGUGACAAAGGCUUUCCUGCCCCUCAUUCGCAGAGCUAAAGGCUGCGUGGUGAACAUCAGCAACACGUUGGGGCGAACGGCGAGUCCGUCUCGCUCCUGCUGCUGC